Molecule: messenger RNA, 135 nt
Organism: Peronospora matthiolae
Lineage: Eukaryota; Oomycota; Peronosporomycetes; Peronosporales; Peronosporaceae
Source: the annotation of a GenBank genome assembly
AUGCUCGGUAGCGAGGAAAAGGAAGUGGAUUACGGUAGCGAUAUCGAAUCCAAACAGGACGCUCCUGUGUACGAAGACGACACGUCGAGGCAGGCGCCUGAUCCGUUUUUGGACGUGGAGCUGUUGACACACUAA